Piliocolobus tephrosceles (Ugandan red Colobus) is the source of this 977-nucleotide messenger RNA. RefSeq names its product WD repeat-containing protein 70. The coding region runs from base 175 to 873 and encodes 232 amino acids. Gene Ontology annotation, cellular component: site of double-strand break; nucleus. Gene Ontology annotation, molecular function: protein binding. The transcript is spliced from 8 exons. NCBI's taxonomy places the organism in Eukaryota, Metazoa, Chordata, Mammalia, Primates, Cercopithecidae. The record is from RefSeq and is a predicted model, not a curated record.
GUUCAUCCUAAGUUCCACUAUAAACAGGCUCAUGACUCAGGCACAGACACUUCUUGCGUGACUUUUUCCUAUGAUGGUAAUGUCCUUGCCUCUCGUGGAGGUGACGAUUCAUUAAAAUUAUGGGACAUCCGACAAUUUAACAAGCCACUUUUUUCAGCCUCAGGUCUUCCCACCAUGUUCCCAAUGACUGAUUGCUGUUUCAGUCCAGAUGAUAAGCUCAUAGUCACUGGUACAUCUGUUCAAAGAGGAUGUGGCAGCGGCAAACUUGUUUUCUUUGAGCGUAGGACUUUCCAAAGGGUGUAUGAAAUAGACAUCACAGAUGCGAGUGUUGUUCGCUGCCUGUGGCAUCCAAAGCUGAACCAAAUCAUGGUUGGAACUGGAAAUGGAUUGGCUAAAGUCUAUUACGACCCCAACAAGAGUCAGAGGGGAGCAAAAUUAUGUGUGGUUAAAACCCAGCGGAAGGCAAAACAAGCUGAGACUCUAACUCAGGACUACAUCAUCACCCCUCAUGCCUUGCCUAUGUUCCGUGAGCCCCGCCAACGGAGUACAAGGAAACAGCUGGAGAAGGACAGACUGGAUCCCCUGAAGUCGCAUAAACCCGAACCUCCUGUAGCAGGCCCAGGUCGUGGCGGCCGAGUUGGAACCCACGGGGGCACUCUCUCUUCCUAUAUUGUGAAGAACAUUGCUUUGGACAAGACCGAUGACAGUAAUCCUCGGGAAGCCAUUUUGCGUCAUGCCAAAGCAGCAGAAGACAACCCAUAUUGGGUUUCUCCAGCAUAUUCCAAGACUCAGCCCAAAACCAUGUUUGCCCAAGUUGAAUCUGAUGAUGAGGAAGCAAAGAAUGAGCCAGAAUGGAAAAAACGUAAAAUUUGAAGAAUCUCAUUUGAAAGCUGUUUGCAUGAGUGGGAGGGAUAUGGGACAGGUUUGAGGUGUUUUUUUUUUUUAUGCUCUUGAAAUUAAAAAUUCAUUUUUAUGAA